Molecule: messenger RNA, 2371 nt
Organism: Dipodomys spectabilis (banner-tailed kangaroo rat)
Lineage: Eukaryota; Metazoa; Chordata; Mammalia; Rodentia; Heteromyidae
Gene: Clasrp
Product: CLK4 associating serine/arginine rich protein
Exons: 21
Coding region: 298-2301 (667 amino acids)
Source: RefSeq, a predicted model, not a curated record
CGCGGGGGAGCGAGCGCAGCAGUAGGAGGCGGCGGCGACCAGCCAGCCGGUGAGUGCAGGCGUCGGGCCCGGACCUCCCGUUUGUUGGGCUGCGUCAGAGCCGCUUGGCUCUCGUCGCGGGUUCUCCCGCGGUGCGGUCCGCGGGGCCCUGGUCCCGAAGCCGGCCCGCCUGCACCCCCUUCGUUCCCGACAGGCCUCGGGCCGCGCCGCGGAGGGCCCGAUUCGCGCCGUCGGCCUCGGCCCUGACCAGGUUGGUGCGCCACGCUUGGCUUCACCACCAACACCACCACCACCACCAUGUGGCACGAAGCUCGGAAGCAUGAGCGCAAGCUUCGCGGUAUGAUGGUGGACUACAAGAAGAGGGCCGAGCGGCGUAGGGAGUACUAUGAGAAAAUUAAGAAGGACCCAGCUCAGUUCCUGCAGGUGCAUGGCCGAGCCUGCAAAGUGCACCUGGAUUCUGCUGUGGCCCUGGCUGCCGAGAGCCCUGUGAACAUGAUGCCCUGGCAGGGUGACACCAACAACAUGAUUGACCGCUUCGAUGUCCGCGCCCACCUGGACCACAUCCCCGAUUACACCCCCCCACUGCUCACCACCAUCUCCCCAGAGCAGGAGUCGGAUGAGCGGAAGUGCAACUACGAGCGCUACCGAGGCCUGGUGCAGAACGACUUCGCGGGCAUCUCGGAGGAGCAGUGCCUGUACCAGAUCUACAUUGAUGAACUGUAUGGUGGCCUGCAGAGGCCAAGCGAGGAUGAGAAGAAGAAGCUGGCAGAGAAGAAGGCUUCUAUCGGCUACACGUACGAGGACAGCACGGUGGCUGAGGUGGAGAAGGUGGCUGAGAAGCCGGAGGAGGAGGAGUCCCCGGCUGAGGAGGAGAGCAACUCGGAUGAAGAUGAGGUCAUCCCCGACAUCGACGUGGAGGUGGACGUGGAUGAGCUGAACCAGGAACAGGUAGCGGAUCUCAACAAACAAGCCACCACCUACGGCAUGGCCGAUGGCGACUUCGUCAGGAUGCUUCGGAAAGACAAGGAGGAGGCGGAGGCCAUCAAGCACGCCAAGGCCCUGGAGGAGGAAAAAGCCAUGUAUUCGGGCCGUCGCUCCCGGCGCCAGCGGAGAGAGUUCCGGGAGAAGCGGCUGAGGGGGCGUAAGAUCAGCCCGCCCAGCUACGCCCGCCGAGACAGCCCCACCUACGACCCCUAUAAACGGUCGCCCUCGGAAUCCAGCUCUGAGUCCCGCUCGCGCUCACGCUCCCCGAGCCCGGGGCGGGAGGAGAAGAUCACCUUCAUCACCAGCUUCGGGGGCAGCGACGAGGAGGCGGCCGCGGCAGCCGCCGCAGCUGCCGCAUCUGGGGCCGUCCCCGGGAAGCCCCCCGCGACCCCCCAGCCCGGCGCGCCGGGACGCAAUCCGGGCGCCCGCCGCCGCUCCUCCUCCUCCUCCUCGUCCUCAGCCUCGAGGACCUCCAGCUCCCGCUCCAGCUCCCGUUCCAGCUCCCGCUCCCGCCGCGGUGGGGCCCACUACCGUACCAGCCGCCACGCGCACUCCCGCUCUCGUUCCUGGUCCCGCUCCCGAUCGCGUUCCCGGCGCUACUCCCGCUCCCGCAGCCGCGGCCGGCGCCACUCCGGUGGGGGCUCCCGCGACGGACACCGCUACUCCCGCUCACCCACCCGGCGCGGCGGGUACGCACCCCGCCGCAGAAGCAGGAGUCGCUCCCGCUCUGGAGACCACUACCGGCGGGGGGCCCGGGGCCCCCGGCACCACAGCAGCAGCCGCAGCCGCAGCAGCUGGUCCCUCAGCCCAUCCCGCAGCCGCAGCCUGACCCGCAGCCCCAGCCACAGCCCCAGCCAGCCCCACAGCCGCAGCCGCAGCCGCAGCCACUCACCGUCGCCCCCGAGGGAGAAGCUGACCCGGCCAGCAGCGUCCCCCGCUGUGGGCGAGAAGCUGAAAAAGACUGAACCUGCCGCUGGUAAAGAGACAGGAGCUGCCAAACCCAAGCUGACGCCGCAGGAGAAACUGAAGCUGAGGAUGCAGAAGGCACUAAACCGGCAGUUCAAGGCGGAUAAGAAGGCGGCCCAGGAGAAGAUGAUUCAGCAGGAGCACGAGCGCCAGGAACGGGAGGACGAGCUGCGCGCCAUGGCCCGCAAGAUCCGCAUGAAGGAACGGGAGCGUCGAGAGAAGGAGAGGGAAGAGUGGGAACGCCAGUACAGCCGCCAGAGCCGCUCACCCUCGCCCCGCUACAGUCGAGAAUACAGCUCUUCCCGGAGGCGCUCCCGGUCCCGCUCCCGCAGCCCGCACUACCGCCACUAGGCAUAAGAGCCCAGCGUGCGGGGUCACGGGUGGCCGAGCUGCCGUUGCUCUCUAGUGAAAUAAAAGUGUA